Messenger RNA from Phytophthora nicotianae INRA-310, 231 nucleotides. RefSeq lists its product as hypothetical. NCBI's taxonomy places the organism in Eukaryota, Oomycota, Peronosporomycetes, Peronosporales, Peronosporaceae. The transcript has a single exon. The record is from RefSeq and is a predicted model, not a curated record. The coding region runs from base 1 to 231 and encodes 76 amino acids.
AUGGCCGACGAGCCUGUGCGCCGAACUCCCAGCUGGUCCCAUAGCGGCACCAGGGCUCCAAAGCGAGAGCGGCCACGUAACGCCCGACCGUUGUCAGCACAGGUACUUUGCCUCAAGCGCAGGUGUCGCGCAGUUUCCCCCAACCUUGGAGCGCCGACACCAACUGCUUCUACAGCACCGCAACAGAGACUGGGAGAUGGCCGGGUAAACUUUGAAGGAAACUUGUCCUGA